AAAAUAGAAAUGAGUGAUUCCAUUCUAACAAAUGUGUAUAUCUUUAUUUAAUGUAUUUCUAUACCAUUAAUAUUCCAGCAUAUUCAUUUUUGUAAUAAAAAAACAAUUACUGAGCAUUGGAACGUAUUAUAGUGAAUAGCAAUUUUUUAGAAUGGCAAAUAUUUUUAAAGCUAUAAGAGUAUUAACUUUACUUGAUAAUGGGAAAACGUAUCCUACGUUUAAAGAUGCAGUUACAUUAAAAAUUAACUAUGAUCCACAAGGUCUUUGUUUAGAAAUUCAAUCAGAUGAUGCAGCUCAAAAAAGUAAAUAUUCAUUAUUACAUAUUCCAUUAGUACAUGAUACUGACUGCUCAAAAGUAUCAAAUCGUAGUUAUGUUUUUACGUUAGAACCCGAUAGUUAUCUUCUAACAUUUCCGAAUGAUUUGGAUUUUCACAAUUUUCAUUUACAGAUUUUAAAAUUAAAAAAUAAGAAAAAUGAAUCAGUAUUUAAUAAUCGUACAGAAGAAUCUUCAGCUAUGCAAUAUUUUCAAUUUUAUGGUUAUCUUUCGCAACAACAAAAUAUGAUGCAAGAUUAUGUACGCACGAGUACUUAUCAACGUGCAAUUUUAGGCAAUUUAUCAGAUUUCAAAGACAAAGUAAUUUUGGAUGUUGGUGCAGGAUCGGGUAUACUAUCCUUUUUUGCUGCUCAAGCUGGUGCUAAACGAGUUUAUGCUGUUGAAGCCAGUAAUAUGGCUAAUCAUGCUAAAUUAUUAGUCACAGCUAAUAGUUUAUCAAAUAAAAUUAUAGUAAUUGCCGGAAAAAUUGAAGAAAUUGAAAUUCCAGAAUUAGUUGAUUGCAUUGUAAGCGAACCUAUGGGUUAUAUGUUGUAUAAUGAAAGAAUGCUUGAAACUUAUCUACACGCUAAAAAGUGGCUUACUUCAGGAGGUAGAAUGUUUCCAUCUAGAGGGGAUUUACACAUAGCUCCAUUUUCGGAUGAAUAUUUAUAUAUGGAACAGUUUAAUAAAGCUAAUUUUUGGUAUCAAACAUGCUUUCAUGGUGUAGACUUAUCAGCUAUGAAAAGUCAUGCAAUUAAAGAAUAUUUUAGGCAACCUAUAGUAGAUACAUUUGAUGUUCGUAUAUGCAUGGCAAAAUCCGUUCGUCAUAUCGUUGAUUUCCAAACAGCUAAUGAGACAGAUUUACACAAAAUAGAAAUUAAUGUGGAUUUUCAUAUUCUUGAAAGUGGCACUUGUCAUGGACUAGCAUUUUGGUUUGAUGUAGCAUUCAUUGGGUCUACGCAACAAGUAUGGCUAAGUACUGCUCCUACAGAACCUCUUACUCACUGGUAUCAAGUUCGGUGUUUGCUUGAAAAUCCUUUAUUUUGCAAAAGUGGACAACUUUUAUCCGGUAUAGUUAAUUUAAUUGCUAACAAAAGACAAUCGUAUGAUGUUACUAUUGAAUUAAAAUUGGAAGGAACAAAUAUGGGAAGUAGCAAAAACACAUUAGAUUUAAAGAAUCCAUACUUUAGAUACACCGGAGCAGCUGUUCAACCACCACCAGGUCUAAAUAAUACAUCACCUAGUGAAUCGUACUGGAGUACAUUAGAUGUUCAAGGAGCUCGUCAAGCUGUAAAUAUGGUUAAUGGGAUAUCUGUAAAUGGCCUCGGAGAAGUAUCUAUGGAUACAGGAACUUUAGUUAACUCUGGUAACCUUCUGGCAAUUGGCCAACCAAAUAUACAUCCAGGUUCAAUAUCCAGUACUGGUCGUGGAAGAGUGGCAGUUUCUGCUACAAGUACUCAAGCAGCACAGUUAAUUGGUGGCGGUAUCACUCCUAAUAUGUUUACUUCACCAACUACAUGUCCAACAAUAUUUCCGCAUAGCAACGUCGAUUGAAGAUUCUCGAACCUUCCAAGGCAGUGCCCUUUUGGAGUUCUCGAA
Molecule: messenger RNA, 1912 nt
Organism: Ceratosolen solmsi marchali
Lineage: Eukaryota; Metazoa; Arthropoda; Insecta; Hymenoptera; Agaonidae
Gene: Art4
Product: arginine methyltransferase 4
Exons: 8
Coding region: 152-1867 (571 amino acids)
Biological process (GO): peptidyl-arginine methylation, to asymmetrical-dimethyl arginine; chromatin remodeling
Molecular function (GO): histone H3R2 methyltransferase activity
Source: RefSeq, a predicted model, not a curated record